This is a messenger RNA of Asterias rubens (European starfish), 2325 nucleotides long. Its product is annotated as heat shock protein 75 kDa, mitochondrial-like. Gene Ontology annotation, cellular component: mitochondrial inner membrane. The coding region runs from base 36 to 2198 and encodes 720 amino acids. Gene Ontology annotation, biological process: protein folding. The transcript is spliced from 17 exons. NCBI's taxonomy places the organism in Eukaryota, Metazoa, Echinodermata, Asteroidea, Forcipulatida, Asteriidae. Gene Ontology annotation, molecular function: ATP-dependent protein folding chaperone; ATP binding; ATP hydrolysis activity. The record is from RefSeq and is a predicted model, not a curated record.
GCGCGACCUCUGCGCGGCAGCAAGUGAUUUUUAAAAUGGCGGCUUCCAUGAGGGACGGCAUGAAUAUUGCCAAAAGAAUACUUCCUCUGGUGAUUCGGAGUAAAACUAGACAUUAUGGAGCUGCCUCGUUUUCCAGAAGUUUUAUCAGUGGUAGUGAUUCUGUGAGGAGUGUGCCUCCUUUCUUAAGCAGUAGGCCUAUACCUCGAUGUGUACAUACGUCAUCUUCUCUGUAUACUGAGCAGGCUGAGACAUCCAACCAAACAGAGGAAGAAUCUCUCCAUAAUAUCAUCCAAGAUGUAGAGUCAGUGGCUGGAUCCGCACAUAAACAUGAAUUUCAAGCUGAGACGAAGAUGUUACUUGACAUUGUUGCCAAAUCACUUUAUUCUGAGAAUGAGGUUUUCAUCAGGGAACUCAUUUCCAAUGCAAGUGAUGCUCUGGAAAAGUUACGUUACACAUCAUUGACUUCUGGGUCAGGGGUCAGUCAAGGCCUGCCUUUAGAGAUUCACAUAGCAACCAAUCAAGAAGCUGGAACCUUCACUAUUCAAGACACUGGGCUAGGAAUGACUCAACAAGAAAUGAUCAACAAUUUGGGAACUAUUGCUAGGUCAGGAUCCAAGGCCUUCCUUGAAGAAUUGAAUACAGAUGAGGAAGUUGACUCAACAAGUAGUGGCAUCGUUGGUCAGUUUGGGGUUGGUUUUUAUUCUGCUUUCAUGGUUGGAGAUCGUGUAGAUGUUUAUUCCCAAUCUCAUCAGUCAGAUUCUCAAGCUUAUCGUUGGACAUCUGAUGGGACGGGUAACUAUGAGAUGAAUGAGGCAGAGGGAGUCCAGAAGGGUACCAAGAUUGUGAUUCAUUUAAAGAAAGACUGCUGGAGAUUUGCCAUGGAGGCAGACGUUAAAGAAAUCAUCAAUAAACACAGUACGUUUGUUGGUAUGCCUAUCUUCCUCAAUGGCAAGCUAAUGAAUACAACACAGGCUCUGUGGACCAAGGAUUCAAAGGACAUCAGUGACCAACAACAUGAAGAGUUUUAUCAAUUUCUGACCCAUAACUCCUACGACAAACCUCGCUACACUCUGCACUAUAAGACUGAUGCUCCACUUAGUAUACGUAGUUUAUUCUACAUUCCGAGUAGACCCCCUGCAAUGUGGGAGAUGAGUCAGGACCACUCAGGGGGCGUGGCUCUAUAUAGUAGGAGGGUUCUCAUCCAACAGAAGUCGGAUAAAAUCUUGCCCAAGUGGUUCAGAUUUAUACAAGGUGUGGUGGAUAGUGAAGACAUCCCAUUGAACUUGAGCCGAGAAUUGCUGCAGGACAGCGCCCUCAUAAGAAAAUUGAGAACGGUCAUCACAAGUCGGCUUGUACGUUUCUUGCUCGAUCAACGUAAGAAAGAUGUCGGGAUGUAUGAGCAGUUCUUCACAGAGUAUGGAAUGUUUUUAAGAGAAGGAAUAAUCUCGGCAAAUGAGCAGGCAGAAAAGGAAGAAAUAGCUAAGCUACUGUGCUUUGAGUCAUCAGCCCAUCCUUCAGGUCAGCUGACUACUCUUCAGGACUAUGCUGUACGUAUGAAAGCAGGACAGCGCAAUAUGUACUACAUCUGUGCACCAAGUCGUGAGUUAGCGGAAUCCUCUCCCUACUAUGAAGCCUUUAAGACUCAGGAUCAUGAAGUCUUAUUCUGUUAUGCUGAAUAUGAUGAGCUGACUAUGCUUCAACUACGGGAGUUUGAUCGCAAACUAUUAACAUCAGUAGAGAGUGAGAUGGCAGCACCAGCGACAAAUACUGAAGAAGCAGAAUCACAAACAGUGGAAGGCAGUUUGUCUGUUGAGGAAACAGAUUCACUUACUGCUUACAUGACAGACGUCCUCGGCUCUAAGGUUACCAAUAUCAAGGUAAGCUAUCGUCUGGCUCACCAUCCAGCAAUGGUGACUGUGGCUGACAUGGGAGCAGCACGUCAUUUCUUGCGUACAGCUCUAAAGAACCGGAGUGAAGAAGAAAAACUGCAGUUACUUCAACCAACCCUUGAGCUCAAUGGAAGUCAUGCCAUUGUACAGAAGCUUUUCAACUUGAAAACUAAAGAGCCGGUACUAGCUAAGCUACUGGCAGAACAGGUUUAUGACAAUGCAAUGAUAGCCGCUGGACUGGUAGAUGAUCCUCGACCUAUGCUGGGACGUCUCACAGCAUUCAUGGAAAAAACACUGGAAAAAUACUGAAAGGGCCUGUCAAAUCAUGAAUACAAAGAAAUGUCCAGUCCAACCACCUCUUUUCUUACCAAUAAGCCAUUUGUGAGUUAGAUUUGAAUAAUGUCUGGUACAAUGACUCGCUUAGUUACAAUUUACU